GUUUGCAACGCUCAAAGCAUAAACAAUAAAGAAAAGAUGAAAAUUUAACUAAAAAUGAAGUCAAAUGUUCUUUUUUAUUCAUCUUGCAACGAAAAAAAAAUUUCAAACAUAAUCAAUGGCAACGAAAAUUUUAUUUUCUCGUAAGAAGCCUCUAAAAAACGACGAAGAAACUCUUGCGAAGUACUCCAAUGACUUGGUAGAAGAUGGAACAACAAAAAUUUCUGGAGCUGCACCGUCCAGGCAGGCACCAAAGAUCGCAUAUACGCUUCCACCGCUAUUGCUCAAACAAAACGAACCGGCAACAAUUCCCAUCAAAAUAACCGGGUACCCCAGUCCGGAGAUCAGCUGGUACGUCGGUGAUGUGCCUAUCGUCAGGGAGAAUUCUGACAAUGGCGGAAGGUUUCGAGUGUCUACAGGAGUUGGCAGAAAGUCGCGAUUGGAUGAGACCUUGUCCGUCCUCGAGAUUUCAUUGGUCGACGAAAGUUUGGAAGGCCGGGUUAAAAUUGUGGCAACCAAUGAGAUGGGAGUAGAUGAAUUUGUUGUUCCUGUCAAAACAUACAAAUUGCUCAUGAAAAAGACACCGACCAGUCUGCAACGGUGCAAAUCAGCUGUCAACUAUAGGCCAGAUUUUUGCAGAGUAAACAACAACAACAACAACAACAAUAAUAACAAUAAUAACAAUAAUAACAAUAACAAUAGUAACAAUAGUAAUAACAAUAUCAUUGUUAAUAAAGUGUCGAAAAGAAACGCAAUGAGAUCGAUUGACGACAUAUUCAACGAUAAGAUGAUAGCUGAAGAAGAAGAUGACGACGACGAUGAUGAUGAUAAUGAUGUCGCUAUCGUUGGUAAUGAUAAUGAUGUUAACGAAGUUGCUGCUAAUGGUGAUGAUGAUGAUGAUAAUACAGCCACUGAUAACGUUCAUGUUGUCGGCGAUGCUGAUGAUGUUGGUGGUGGCGGUGAUGGGUAUGGUGGUGAUGUUGCUAUUGCUGGUUAUGAUAAUGAUAACGGUGUCAGGGAAGUUCUAGAUGAUGAUGAUAAUGGUGAUAACAAUAAUGAAAAGAAUAGUAAAAGCAAAAACGAAACUCUUACAGCGGAAAAACCCAGUCUGUUAAUAACUGAUAUAAUCGAGAGUUAUUACCAUGACGACGACGGUGGUGGUAACAGUUGUGAUGAUGGCGAUGGUGAUAAUGAUUUCAAAGCCAAGUUCGGCCUCGGUGAUGAUUUCAAAGCCAAAUUUGGCCUCGUCGCCGAUGAUUUGUGGUUGCUGUGCGGUCUUAAGUUGAGUGUCUUGUGUGAAAGUUUGUUGAGAAAUGACGUUUUUGAAGUUCAACAACAUCAGCAACAACAUCAACAACAACAUCAUCAACAACAACAACAUCAGCAACAACAUCAACAACAACAUCAGCAACAACAUCAACAACAACAACAUCAACAACAACAUCAGCAACAACAAGAACAUCAACAACAUCAACAGCAAAUAUUGCAAAAAAUGAAACCUGAUAACAUACUAAGAAGAUAUUCAUUUCAUAAUAACCACACAAACGUCAUUCAAAAUACAACUACUGCUACUGCUACUACUACUACUACUACUACUACUACUACUUCUACUACUACUACUACUACUACUACUACUACUACUACUACUACUACUUUUACUAAUAACAAUAAUAAUGAUGUUGUUAUUAAAGAGAUUCAACAAUUACUUAGAGGGCAAAGAUAUGAAAAUCUUGAAAAUAAUUUUUCAACGAAUGAUGGAAACGUAGAAAGUAAAAUUUACGAAAAAAAUAUCAACAAAUUCAACCACAACAAUAUCAACAACAACAACAACAACAGCAACAACAGCAACUACAACGACAACAACAACAAUGAUGCAUUAAGAGAUAACGAUAUUGUUGCAGCUGUUGAUGUUGUUGAUCUGCUGCAAUAUACUACUAAGCAGUUAGAUCAGAUGACUCUUAGACUGAAGAAUGAUUUAAACAACAACAACAUAAAUAAUAGUAGUAGUAAUAAUAAUAAUAAUAUUAGUAAUACUACUACUACUACUGCUAUUACUACUAAUAAUAAAUUGAAGCCACCCAUUGUUGCUAAAAAGCCAUUGAUGGCAAAUAUUACUACUGUUACUACUGCUGCUACUAUUGCUGCUGCUGCUACUACUACUACUACUACUGGUAAUAAUAAUAAUAAUAAUAAUAAUAAUAAUUAUAUUGUUAAGCCUUUCAUACUUCCGAAACCGAAAGUCAAAAAGUUACAACAGUCAUCAUCAUUAUCAUCAUCACCAUCAUCAUCAUCAUUUCUACAGCAACAACAACAACAACAGCAACAGCAGCAGCAACAAUCAUUAUCGUCAACAGACAACAUUUAUGGUGAUAUAAUUUUAGCGAAAAUUUCCUCAGUAGUGACGUCAUCGUCGGCGUCAUCAUCCUCCUACAACAACAACAACAAUAAUAAUAAAAAUAAUAAUUAUAACCAUAACAAUAAUAAUUAUUAUAACCAUAAUAACAGUAAUAAUUUUUACGGUAGCUUGGAUGAAGUUGAAAGAUUGUACUACCUUCUUGAGCAUUCUCAACAAAAACAGAUUACCGAUGAUGAUGAUAAUGAUGGCGAUGACAAUAAUAAUAAUAAUAAUAAUGCUGAUGAUGAUGAUUAUGAUGAUGGUGAUGAUGAUGAUAGUGUCGGUAAGAAUAGGAAACAGCUGAUGAUAAACUUUAAGAUUUAUGAGCUCAAAAAGAAUGACAAUGAAGAAUGA
Helobdella robusta is the source of this 2746-nucleotide messenger RNA. RefSeq lists its product as hypothetical. Gene Ontology annotation, molecular function: transcription coactivator activity. The record is from RefSeq and is a predicted model, not a curated record. Lineage: Eukaryota; Metazoa; Annelida; Clitellata; Rhynchobdellida; Glossiphoniidae. The transcript is spliced from 4 exons. Bases 116 to 2746 code for a protein of 876 amino acids.